Drosophila hydei is the source of this 1341-nucleotide messenger RNA. RefSeq lists its product as uncharacterized. The transcript is spliced from 4 exons. The coding region runs from base 57 to 1298 and encodes 413 amino acids. The record is from RefSeq and is a predicted model, not a curated record. NCBI's taxonomy places the organism in Eukaryota, Metazoa, Arthropoda, Insecta, Diptera, Drosophilidae.
UUACUUCGACUUGAAGUAACGCAAUUUGACAGUGCAAUUUAAAGGUCUAACUAGCCAUGACAGAUGAAGCGAGUGUGCAGGUUCCCACCUGGCUGAAGCAGGAACUAUUUGAAGAUGUUCUGAAGAAACGCUUUCCGAAUUUUCGUCGCAUCAAGAGCUUUAAGCCGGUAGCCGGUCUCAAGCCAGGCGAAAACUAUUCCACGAUUAUGCUGCGUUUGCAUUUCGAGGUACAGCUAGCAGAUAAUACGAUUGAGAAAAUAAGUCUUAUGCUGAAAACGCCGCACGACUUUGAAAUGUAUCGUGAGGUACUGAAGAAGAACAACAUGUUCGCCGUGGAGAGGGAUGUGUUCCUUAACAUCAAGCCCGAAUUGGAGCAAAUGUACAAGGAUGUGGGUCUUGAUGUGAUAUUCGGUGCGACUGGCUAUGAAAUAGAUGCACCCGACGAGUAUGUGCUGCUGGAGGAUCUGCAGCCAAGCGGCUUUAAGAACGCGGAUCGCUUGCUAGGCCUGGACAAGGCUCAUGUUUUGGGAGUUCUCACCAAGCUGGCCCAGUGGCAUGCUGCCUCAGCGACUCGCAUUGAGGAAAAGGGCGCCUAUACGCAGAACUUUCUAAAGCCCAACUUCUCGGAUGCGAUCAGACCUCAGCUGCAAGAUAUGGUCGAUACCCUGGGCAAAGUGUUGCUCCAUUGUUUGCCCAACUACGAAGGCUAUGAGAGCUACAGCGAGGCGGUGCACAACAUACAGCCCAAAAUUGUUGAGCUUAUGUCUAGCUUAAAUUAUCCCGAUCCAGAAGACUUCAAUGCACUGAGUCACGGCGACCUGUGGACCAAUAAUAUACUCUUCAAGUACCAGGACGAGUCGCCUGUGCCCGUUGCCACUUACCUCGUGGACUUCCAAGCGCCGCGCUACACCACAGUAGCAUAUGAUCUUUUAUAUUUUCUACUCGCCUCUACACAAUUUGAGCUCAAGUUGAGUCACUUUGACUACUUCAUCAAGUACUAUCACGAUCAGUUGGUCGAGCACCUAACUUUACUCAAGUAUCCACAAGCAAAGAUUCCAACGCUGCGCUCUCUGCACGCUCAACUGCUUAAAUAUGGUUUCGUUGGGUACCAAGUUUGUCUGAUUCUCUGCCCACCUGUACUGCUCGAUCGCACUGAUGAUGCCAAUCUGAAGGAUUUCGUUACAGAAACAUCGGAUGGCGAUGGUCUAAGAACCCAAAUGUUUACGAAUACCCGAUAUAAGAGACAUGUCAGCAUUAUAUUUCCCUGGCUAUUUAAUCGUGGUGCUCUGCAAUACUAAUAUCCUGAAACCUGUAGACUUUUAAAGAUCUAAACAAUUGGCA